CUGUUUAUACCUUAUGCAAUAGUGCAUCGCUUUACAUUUUGUAAGACACGCAAUACUUAUUGCAUUGAUUGUGAGUGAUUAAAUUGGAGAAAACCGAACACUACGUAUUUAGACAUGGAUGUUUUACCGCCAUUGUUUGAAAUGGACGACUAUAACAGUUGUUUAGGAAAUAAUGGGAACUAUUUUUGUAGUGUCCAAGGAAUACUUGAUUUCAGUUUUCAAAAUAGUAGUAUCAGAGAGUUUAUUAAGAAUUUAACCACUAAUAAAUCAACAUUUGAUAGAUCUAUUAUCCACAGAGGUCUCUGCAUACCUAAAGGAGGUGAAUAUCAUGAUCAAAAUACUAUUCGCAGUUAUAGUAGUAGUAUAAUUAAUGGAAGAAUACGUCGUGAUUUUAAUCUAACUGCUACUGUUGAUGAUGUAACGUGUAUAGACAACAUCAAAGAAGUAACCAGUUUUGAUAAGGUUAUAUUAAAUCUGGAAUUAAGACAUUUUAAAAACUCAACAACAUAUUUAAUAUCAUACCAGUCAACUAUUUCUAUAUGGUCCAGCAGUUUUAUUGGAGUAAUUAUGGGUAAUUUGUAUUAUAACAAGAAACAUACUGUUUACAGUAAAACUUGGAAACUUAAUAUCUUGUGGAGUCUUUCAUGUUUUGGUUUAACUGGCAUCAGUUUACUUCUGUGUCAUACUGAAGUGACAGAUCGUUUGGUAGCAGCAGUUCUAGGAUCACUUGUGAAACCCAUGUAUACUCUGGGUGUAGGUCUUGGAAUAUGGGCAAUGUCAUAUAAUUUUGGAGGUAUAAUGAAGAGAAUACUGGAAAACAAAAAUAUUGUAUUACUUAGCAAUUUUACUUUCUGCGUAUAUUUAUUACAUACCGGAGUAAUUAACGUUUUACAUUCUUCUACUUAUGAGCCAAUAGUAUUCAAUGAAUUAGUAAUGAUAAAAGAUUAUUUUUUUACUGUAAUAAUCAGUUUUGUACUGGGAAUUAUAGUAACAUUAGCAAUUGAAGAGCCUGGAUUAAUAUUACAAAAGAAGUACUUACCACAAGUAUCCAAAUGGGUCCACCAAAUUAAGGAAAGAAAUCAAUAGAAUUAAGUUAAAAUAACAAUUUUGUGUUUAAAACUUUUUUGUUUCAGUUUUUAAUAUUCAGUAGAGAAUUUGUUUUAUUAUUUAUCCAGUAUACUUUCAGUAAAAGAUAA
Molecule: messenger RNA, 1196 nt
Organism: Psylliodes chrysocephalus
Lineage: Eukaryota; Metazoa; Arthropoda; Insecta; Coleoptera; Chrysomelidae
Source: the annotation of a GenBank genome assembly